AUGUAUGUAUGUAUUCGUAACUUUGUGAGAUAUUGUUACAUUGUUGUUGCUUCUACUGCUUCUACUGCUUCUACUGCUUCUACCCCUACUGCUGCUAGCACUGGUGCUGGUGCUGAUGCUGAUGCUGAUGCUGAUGCUGAUGCUGAUGCUGGUGCUGGUGCUAGUGCUAGUGCUAGUGCUGGUUAUUUAACUUGGAUAAACAUUGAUAUCUACAGCUUUCCUUUCAAUCUGUCAGUCCUACCAAAUCUAACCCACUCUGCACUUCUGUACACAGUUGCAUGGAAACCAGAGAAACCAAUAAAUACAUAA
Molecule: messenger RNA, 309 nt
Organism: Phycomyces blakesleeanus NRRL 1555(-)
Lineage: Eukaryota; Fungi; Mucoromycota; Mucoromycetes; Mucorales; Phycomycetaceae
Exons: 2
Coding region: 1-309 (102 amino acids)
Source: RefSeq, a predicted model, not a curated record